Oryctolagus cuniculus (rabbit) is the source of this 1250-nucleotide messenger RNA. The record is from RefSeq and is a predicted model, not a curated record. NCBI's taxonomy places the organism in Eukaryota, Metazoa, Chordata, Mammalia, Lagomorpha, Leporidae.
AUGGCGAUGAGCAGUGGCGGCGGCGGCAUUUCGGAGCCGGAGGACUCGGUGCUGUUCCGGCGCGGAACGGGCCAGAGUGAUGAUUCUGACAUUUGGGAUGAUACAGCAUUGAUAAAAGCUUAUGACAAAGCUGUAGCGUCAUUUAAGCAUGCUCUGAAGAAUGGUGACAUUUGUGCAACUUCAGAUAAACCUAAAGUCACACCUAAAAGAAAACCUGUUAAGAAGAAUAAAUGCCAAAAGAAGAAGACCACAACUGCCUUAAAACAGUGGAAGGUUGGUGACAAAUGUUGUGCCAUUUGGUCGGAGGACGGCUGCGUCUACCCAGCUACAAUUGCUUCAGUUGAUUUUAAGAGAGAAACCUGUGUUGUGGUUUACACUGGAUAUGGAAACAGAGAAGAGCAAAAUCUGUCUGAUCUACUUUCCCCAACAUCUGAAGUGGCUAAUAACAUAGAACACAAUGCUCAGGAGAAUGAAAAUGAAAGUCAAGUUUCUACAGAAGAAAGUGAGAACUCCUCCAGGUCUCCUGGAAGUAAACCAAAUAAUAUCAAGUCAAAAGCUCAUCCUUGGAACUCCUUUCUCCCUCCGCCUCCCCCCAUGCCAGGAUCAGGAAUGGGACCUGGAAAGCCAGGUCUAAAAUUCAGUGGGCCACCACCACCGCCACCGCCACUGCCACCCCUACCACCCCACUUCCUGUCAUGCUGGCUGCCCCCAUUUCCUUCUGGGCCACCAGUAAUUCCUCCACCACCUCCCAUAUGUCCAGAUUCUCUUGAUGAUGCUGAUGCCUUGGGAAGUAUGUUAAUCUCUUGGUACAUGAGUGGCUAUCAUACUGGCUACUACAUGGGCUUCAAGCAAAGUCAGAAAGAAGGAAGAUGCUCACAUUUCAAUUAAGGAGUACAGCUGUCUCCCAAGGAGAAUGGUAUCUUGAUGUUCCCUGGCCGAUAUGAAUAACAGGCUCAUCAUUUUCUUCAGGAACACUGGGUUGGUGACACGAUCAUCUGCACUUUUGCUCUUGUUGUAUGUAUUCCAUACUUAAAUAACUAGCAGAGUAUUUUUAAAAACAGCCUGAUUAACUGAGCAUGCCAGUGUAAGUGAUUAAAAGAAACUCAGUGCCGCAUUCAGAGCACAGAAGUCAAUCUGCCAAAACUGUGAUGGAGCACAUUUUUGUAUAGUGUAACUUUCUUAGUUAAGUAUGUUAAGCUUUCUAUUCGUGCUUUUAAAAAUAAAGAAAACCACUUUAAACCUUGAAAAAA